AAAUAGCCAGAGAGGUUUAAGAGAAGUGGGAGGGGGCGGAGCGUGACAUUUGCACAAGAGUUCGCUUGGCACGAAGUAAGGGCGCGUACAGAAACAGAAGAGCACUGGCCGGCAUUAUGGCUCUGAAAGUCUGCAUCGUGGGCUCUGGCAACUGGGGAUCAGCCAUAGCAAAGAUCGUGGGAGACAAUGCAGCCAGACUGCCUCAGUUUGACAAUGUGGUGAAGAUGUGGGUCUUUGAGGAAUUAAUUGGUGGAAAGAAGCUCACAGAGAUCAUUAACUCAGAGCACGAGAAUGUCAAAUACCUUCCUGGACACAAGCUUCCAGCCAAUGUGGUGGCUGUACCUGAUUUACUUGAAGCAUCUGCAGGAGCAGAUAUCCUGAUAUUUGUUGUUCCCCAUCAGUUUAUCGGCAAGUUAUGUGAGCAGCUAAAGUCACACGUUAAAAAAGAGGCCUUUGGCUUGUCUCUGAUAAAGGGUGUUGAUGAGGGACCAGAGGGUCUACGCCUUAUUUCAGACAUCAUCCAGGAGAAGCUAGGACUCCAGAUGAGUGUCCUGAUGGGUGCCAAUAUAGCCAACGAAGUGGCUGAUGGGAAAUUCUGUGAGACAACAAUUGGCUGUAAAAACAAAGAGCAAGGCAAAAUUCUGAAGGAAUUGUUCCAGACCCCUAAUUUCCGUAUCACAGUGGUGGAGGAAAAGGACACAGUGGAGAUCUGUGGGGCACUAAAGAAUAUUGUCGCGGUCGGAGCUGGCUUCUGCGACGGGCUUGGAUUUGGAGAUAACACUAAGGCAGCAGUAAUCCGCCUGGGAUUGAUGGAGAUGAUUGCCUUUGCCAAGCUUUCCUGCACAGGAUCAGUCACGUCUGCUACGUUCCUAGAAAGCUGCGGAGUCGCCGACCUCAUCACUACAUGCUAUGGGGGCAGGAACAGGAAAGUCGGCGAAGCUUUUGCUAGGACCGGAAAAUCUAUAGAAGAGCUGGAGCAAGAGAUGCUGAAUGGACAGAAGCUACAGGGACCACAGACCUCAGCAGAACUAAAUCACAUUCUGAAGAGCAAGAGCUUGGUGGAAAAGUUCCCCCUCUUCACUGCAGUCUAUCAGAUCUGCUACGAGGGAAAGCCAGUAACCGAAUUCAUAACGUGUCUCCAGAACCACCCAGAGCACAUGUAAAGCCGACCAGCUCCCAAAAUCCUUUACCUUUAACCUUGUGCCUUUAUUUUAACUUAGAAAUUGGUUUUCUAUGAGUAUAUUUUUAAUAUAUAUUUAUAGAGGUGGGACAUGCUGGAGUGCUAGCUGUUUAACUACCAUUCCCAGAAUGCAUCCUACCAGCAGGGUUAGUUAGUGCUUGCUUAACCCUAUCAAAGCUUAGUUUGUAUCUGAAAUAACUAACUGGUGGCAGCCUUAUGGGUGAGCCGGGUGUCAGAGCAAUGCUGCAGUAGGUGCUACAAUCAAACUUUACUCAUUUAAUAUUUGUUUUAGCUAAUUUAUGGCAGGUUUCUAAUCAUUUUUAUUUGAACCUGAAAGCAGAUGUGUUUUACAUACACAGUGGAACAUUUACCCAGAAGCUUUUUAAGGAAACUCUGAUGGGAGAAUCUCCUUAGUAAUGUGCAAUGAAAAGCUUUUAGCCUAAUGAUUAUUAUAUUUUAAUGGCCCAGGCAUAUCACUGUAAAUAAGUAGUGGGAAAUGAGAGCAAUUAUGCAUUUUAAAUUGGUAAUCUUGGAAUGUUUACCCCGUGUGCAUAUCAAGCACAUAAUUGGGACAAACAAUUUAAGAAAAAAAUAUAUGUAUAAUAUUAAAAAGGGCAUGUAGGAGAUGCUUGGUUUUAUCCGCUGUGUUUAAUAUCAGUGUAUUCUCCCUGUCACUACAGGAUCAGUACAAACGUUAAUAAACUAUUUUAUUUACA
Molecule: messenger RNA, 1896 nt
Organism: Xenopus laevis (African clawed frog)
Lineage: Eukaryota; Metazoa; Chordata; Amphibia; Anura; Pipidae
Gene: gpd1.S
Product: glycerol-3-phosphate dehydrogenase 1 S homeolog
Exons: 8
Coding region: 117-1163 (348 amino acids)
Source: RefSeq, a predicted model, not a curated record